Diabrotica virgifera virgifera (western corn rootworm) is the source of this 2779-nucleotide messenger RNA. RefSeq names its product liver carboxylesterase 1-like. Lineage: Eukaryota; Metazoa; Arthropoda; Insecta; Coleoptera; Chrysomelidae. The transcript is spliced from 12 exons. Bases 106 to 2640 code for a protein of 844 amino acids. The record is from RefSeq and is a predicted model, not a curated record.
GUGGGAGUGUGUGAUAAUUCUAAAAUAUUCCUUCCUGUUGAACCGUUUCAUAAUGAUUUUUUACAAUAAUUAAAACUGUUCAGUUUGGCGAAUAAUACAAUCGGCAUGAUUUCGAGCGUUUUCCUUGUUUUAUUUUAUCUUACAAACCCAUCAUUUUGCGAUGAACGAGGCCCAAGAGUAAAGAGAAUAGUCGGAGGAAUUCCAGCAGAAGAACCACCAGCAGAUGAUCCUACUAUAUUUACAAAUUUUGCGGGUAGAUCGGCCCGAGUACAAGGGAUUCUGGAUUAUCCGCAUUAUGUCUUUAGAGGUAUCAAAUUUGCUUAUCCGCCUGUAGGAAAAAAUCGGUUCCUGAGACCGAGGGAAAAAUUGUUAGAUGGCUUAAUUAACGCUACAUAUUAUGCGCCUCCUUGUAUACAGCCACGGCCUGGAACAAAUCAAGUUAUUGGCAGUGAAGAUUGUUUAGCUCUUAAUGUCUUUACUCCUGAACUUCCAACUGGAACAGAAGGUCUUCCGGUAGUUGUAUGGAUCCAUGGUGGUGGUUUUAGAUAUGGCUCAGCCUCUCAAUAUGGGGUGAGACACCUGGUAGGGAAAAGAUUGGUGGUCGUCACCAUUCAGUACCGUUUAGGCUCAUUGGGCUUUAUAAGUUCUGGUACUAAACAUUUGCCGGGGAAUGUUGCGCUAUGGGACAUGGCACUAGCUGUUCAGUGGGUCAGAAAUUACAUAGGCUUUUUUGGAGGUAAUCCCUACCGAAUUAACGUCAUGGGCCAUGGUACUGGAGCAAGCAGCGUGUUGAUGAUUGCUUUAUCUAACAUUGCAAAAGGUAUUCCAGCUGGUGUAAUAGCAAUGUCUGGAACAGCAGUAUCCAGUUGGGCUGUAGACAAUACUCCCCAACAUACAGCUUAUAAUAUAGCUAGACAAAAUGGAUGCCCCACAGCUGAUCCUUUGACGAUGGUGAAGUGUCUACAGACAUUACCACCAGAUUCUAUUAUUAGGGGAGAUUCCCAAAUAGAAUUCACACAGAUCAGCAAUAGAGGCUUUAUGGCUGGUUUGUCGGGAGGACUCGGUAGUGCUCCGGUUACUGAGGGUCGAGACGAUGGCCGGUCUUUACCAGGUAUUGUUCUGGAAGAUUCUAUGGAUGAAAUGCAAGCAGGAAAAACUAAGGGAAUACCACUCUUAACUGGAAUAUGCAAGGAUGAAACAAAGAGAGCGGUAAAAGGUCCAUUCAAAGAUGACGUUUUAAACAAACUAAAUACUAUACCCAAUUUUUUAAACACGCACUUGAUUCAGAAUUUGAGAAAACUGAUUCCUCUAAAAAUUCAAAUUAACCUAAAAGAAAUUAAAGCAAAGUUCGAGGAAAAUUUCCAGAAGGGUUUAGAGAGUAUCGAAAACAUUCUUGGUCAACUAGUUCCUCCCAAUUUCAGCAACUAUGUGAAGUUGAAAACUGGAAAACUCCAUGAAGCUUUAGAUAAAGUAGCGGAUAUAACAAAUGAUGCUUUAUUCAACGUCCCAGCAUUUUUGACAGCAGACACGUGGAGCAUCCAUGGAGCACCUACCUAUCUGUACAGCUUCGACCACUUUGGUAAAAAUAAAAAAGGACACACCUUCCUUAAAGGUUCUCCACUAGUUGGUAAUGACACUCACUUCGUAGAAUUAAAUGAUACGGUUGCCCAUGGUGACGACUUAGCUUAUCUCUUCGACGCGUAUGAUGUAGAAGGAAAUCCCUUAGAACACGACAAUCUUACACAAGACGACCUAAAAGUUAGAGAGAUUUUCACGCAGAUGAUAGCAGAUUUCGCAAGAUACGGAGUUCCCAAAGUGAACAACCAGCCAGCAUCACCAUUUAACGUCAAAAAGAACAAUUUUAUCAAGAUCACAUCAUCUCCCACCCUCUCCAACAAUUUUAAGUUCUGUGAGAUGGCCCUCUGGUGUAACAUAGCUGAGAGAUUGAAGAGUACUACUUGUGAGUUUCUAAAAGCGCUGGAUCAUUCGUUUAAAAACAUGCAGAACUUUGUAAAUGGUUUGAAAAAUGCUAACUUGUCACCCGAGAAGAUACUAGAACAUGUAAAUAUGUUGAAGAACUUAACGGGACAAGGAAUCAACAUAUUUAAUCAAACUGGACUCGCUAACUUGUCACCAGAUAAAGUAUUUAAAGAGAUCAACGAGAAAAUUAAAAAUGUCAGCCUUGGAGUACACAGUUUAUUACCUCCGCAUGAACAUAAAGGUUUAGAUAUAUUAAAGAUUUUCGACAAAAAGGAUCAAAGAGAUCCAAAACAGAACGGUUUUAAUCUCAUACCAAAUAUAUUCGAAAAGAAAGACCCAAAUCAAAAUGAGUUUCAUCUCUUACCAAACAUAUUUGAAAAGAAACCUGAACCAAAACCGGAACCAGUGAUUACAGGGGGAUUUUUAAAUCUUUUUGAUGUAAGACAGGAUUCCAGGCUGAUACCUGAACAAGCUGCUCCAGUGCCAAAUGUAUUACCCAAUCUCAAGAUCGAAACACAAGUUAACAGCAAUCAGCCACAAGCUGCUCCAGUACCAAAUUUAUUACCCAAUCUCAAGAUCGAAACACAAGUUAACAGCAAUCCGCCACAAGAGGGUGGAAAUAUAGGACCAAAUGCUGUUCUAUUUCCUCCGGAUCUUUAAAUUUGAGGAAUUUGGAGUUCUUCCCCAUUGAGUUGUCACAUCUCCGGAGCUAGUUAUACCGAAUGAUAAUAUGUUAUGUCGAUAUGUUAUUUCUAAGAUAUGUACAUAUUUAAAUAAUAAAUACAUUAAGUAGAGAAAA